This is a messenger RNA of Sungouiella intermedia, 1695 nucleotides long. The record is from the annotation of a GenBank genome assembly. Lineage: Eukaryota; Fungi; Ascomycota; Pichiomycetes; Serinales; Metschnikowiaceae.
AUGUUCCGCUCUGGUGUACGGUUCCUGGGCCCUCUCAGAUGCAGAUUUCGGCCGCGAUUCUACUCGUCCCAAACAACCCCGGUCAAAAAAGCACAUUUGGGCUUGAAAUUCGCCGGUGGUGUCACUGCGCUUGCUACUACUUUGUAUUUCACCAACGACACCUUCCAUGACGGCACCAAGCACCUCUAUUUGACCAGCGAGCGAGUUGGAGUGGUCACUUUGGCCACGUUGAAGUGUUUCAAUAUUUAUAAGAACGUGCUUCUGGAGCAGUUUCCUUCAGAACAAGACCGACAAUUGGCACUCAGUGCUGCCCACUCCAAGGCGGCACAUAUCACAUUGAAAGCUUUGGAGAAGAAUGGAGGUAUCUACAUCAAGUUAGGUCAACACAUCUGUGCGCUCACUUACUUGCUUCCGAAAGAAUGGACCACCACAAUGCUUCCACUUCAGGACAGAUGUCCCCGGUCUUCCAUGGAGGAAAUCCAGGCCAUGUUUAAGGACGACAUGGGGGUUGAUCUCAUGGAGUAUUUUUCUGAGUUUUCAGCCGAGCCUGUUGGUGUGGCCUCCUUGGCACAGGUGCACAUUGCUACACUCCGAAACUCGGGCGAAAAGGUAGCUGUCAAGCUCCAGCAUCCAUCAUUGGCCGAAUUCGUGCCCUUGGACAUCUAUUUGACGCAGACAGUUUUCUCGUUGAUGCACAAGGUAUUUCCUGAGUAUCCUCUCACUUGGUUGGGCGAUGAGUUGCAGAAUUCCAUCUACGUGGAGUUGGACUUCACAAACGAAGCUGUCAACGCACAGAACACCGCAGAGAACUUCAAGAACAUGUUGAACGAAACUGCCUUACGUAUUCCCCAGAUUGUGUCCGCCGAAAAGCGUAUCAUCAUCAUGGAGUACGUGGCUGGUGCUCGUUUAGAUGACCUAGACUACAUGAGAAAGAACAAAAUUAAUCCUGGUCAGGUUUCUUCAUGUCUCUCACAUAUAUUCAACAACAUGAUCUUCACGCCACACGUGGGACUUCACUGUGAUCCCCAUGGAGGUAACUUGGCCAUCCGGGCGGUGGACAAGGCAACUAGCAAUAACGGACAUAACUUUGAGAUUGUGCUUUACGACCACGGGUUGUAUCGUUACAUUCCGUUGCAGAUGAAGAGAGAUUACUCGCAUUUCUGGUUGGCCAUCUUGGACAACGACGUGCCCAAAAUGAAGGAGUAUGCCCAAAAGUUUGCUGGUAUCGAGGGGGAUCGUAAGUUUAGAAUUUUCGCUGCAGCCAUUACCGGACGUGACCCCGAGAUUGCAAUGAAUAUGAACAUUAAGAAAGUUAGAGACGAUGCAGAAAUGGUCAACAUACAGAGCCAGCUCCACUCAGAAGAUGGAGUUCUCGAGGAUUUGAUGGACAUUUUGAGUAGCAUGCCACGUAUGGUGUUGUUGAUCUUGAAAACCAACGACUUGACGCGAAAUUUGGACGAGACCUUGGAGAACCCAUUGGGACCUGAGAGAACCUUUUUGAUUUUGGCCAACUACUGUGCGCGGGCCGUGUACGAUGAAUCUUUGGAGACCAACUCGAAGUUAUAUCGGAGAUACUCGUUCCAGUGGUUCAGUCACAACCUCACCAGCUGGUUGUCGUACCAGAAGAGAAGAAGCUCACUCUUCUUCUACGAUGUCUACAUGUUCUUUCUGCGGCGCCAGACCCAGAUCCUGUAA